Messenger RNA from Scomber scombrus (Atlantic mackerel), 2908 nucleotides. It is a transcript of the gene abcf1, whose product is annotated as ATP-binding cassette, sub-family F (GCN20), member 1. Bases 99 to 2645 code for a protein of 848 amino acids. Lineage: Eukaryota; Metazoa; Chordata; Actinopteri; Scombriformes; Scombridae. The transcript has 27 exons. The record is from RefSeq and is a predicted model, not a curated record. Gene Ontology annotation, molecular function: ATP binding; ATP hydrolysis activity.
GGCAUCUGCUUCAUCACGUCGUGGUGCGGCAUGACAUGUGUGCUGUAGAUCAACUUCUAGCUACUCUAUUUCUGUAAAGUCGCAGUUCAAGUAACAAAAUGCCGAAAAAAGUGAAAGAAGAAGCAGAGUGGGUGGGCGAUGAAGUCUCCCCGGCAGCAGCAGAAAAGACAGUGAAGAAGGGGAAGAAAGAUAAAAAGGGGAAAAAGAGUUUCUUUGAGGAGCUCGCCACAGAUAGCAAACCUGAGAAGGCAGUUGAGGUGGCUGUGAAAGACACACAAGGAAAACAGCCUCAGAAAAAGAAGAAAGACCGUCGGAAAGGAAAAGGUGGAGAUGCAGAUGAGGAUGACGAUGAGGACGUCAUGCUGAAGCUGAAGAAGCUCUCUGUGCAAGCCAGUGACGAGGAAGAUGAGCCAGUCGUCGCCCCCAGCAAAGGAAACAAAAAGAAUAAGGGUGGAAACAUCUUUGCUGCUCUCAGCCAGGAGCAGAGUGAUGAGGAUGAGGACUCUGAUUUGGAAGAGGAAGAAAUAAAAAAGGAGGUUGAGAAGGGCAAGAAAAAAGAUAAAUCUAAAUCCAAGAAAGUGAAGGCUGUAUCUGAUGAGGAGGAUGAGGCAGAACAGGAUGAUGAAAAGAAACAUGCAAAGAAAGCAGAAGCCAAGCUGUCCAAGUCAUCAGAGUAUGAUGAGGUCGAAAAUCCAAAGAAGGGGAAGAAAGACCAACGGAAGAAGGGAAAACCAGCUGAGCGCUCUAUCAGUGAGGAUGAAGAUGAGGAGGAGAAUAGUGAUGGAGGUGACAUGAUGAUGAGUGCUGAGGAUGUCAUCGCAGAGCAGGCUAAGCAACAGGAGGAUGACCCAUUUGCUAACAUGAGUAAAAAGGAGAAGAAGAAGAAGAAGAAACUGAUGGAGUAUGAGCGUCAGGUGGCCAGUGUUCGUGCUCAGAAUGCCUUGGAGGGAGAUUUCUCCAUUUCCCAGGCUGAGAUGUCCUCCAGACAGGCCAUGCUGGAGAAUGCCUCUGACAUCAAGCUGGAGAGGUUCAGCAUAUCUGCCCAUGGCAAGGAGCUUUUUGUCAACGCUGACCUUCUGAUUGUGGCAGGAAGAAGAUAUGGUUUGGUGGGACCAAAUGGCAAAGGAAAGACCACAUUACUGAAACACAUAGCAAACAGAGCUCUCAGUAUUCCCCCCAACAUUGAUGUGCUGCUGUGUGAACAGGAGGUGGUAGCUGAUGACACACCAGCAGUGCAGGCGGUGCUAAAGGCAGACACCCGCCGUCUGAAGCUGCUGGAGGAGGAAAGGCAGCUCCAAACUCGUCUGGAGAAGGGAGAGGACAAUGUGGCUGAGAGACUAGAGAAGGUCUAUGAAGAGCUGAGGGCCAUUGGAGCUGCAGCAGCUGAGGCGAAGGCCCGAAGGAUCUUGGCUGGUCUGUCAUUUACCCCCGAGAUGCAGAACAGACCCACUAAGAGGUUCUCCGGAGGUUGGAGAAUGAGAGUCUCCCUCGCCAGAGCUCUGUUCAUGGAACCCACUCUCUUGAUGCUGGACGAACCCACCAACCACUUGGACCUGAAUGCUGUCAUCUGGCUCAACAACUACCUUCAAGGCUGGAAGAAAACUCUUCUCAUAGUUUCCCACGACCAGAGUUUCCUUGAUGAAGUGUGUACAGAUAUAAUCCACUUAGACAACCAGAAACUCUACUAUUACAGAGGGAACUACUUGACCUUCAAGAAGAUGUAUGUGCAGAAACAAAAAGAACUCCAGAAACAAUACGACAAACAGGAGAAGAAACUUAAGGAUUUGAAGGCUGGUGGCAAGUCCACCAAACAGGCUGAGAAGCAGACUAAGGAGGCCCUGACCAGAAAGCAACAGAAAGGCAAGAAGAAGGGAGCUCAGGAGGAGGAGAGCCAGGAUGCCACAGAGCUGCUAAAGAGGCCUAAAGAGUACACAGUCAAGUUCACCUUUCCCAACCCUCCACCUCUCUCUCCACCUAUACUAGGACUACACAGUGUUGAUUUUUGCUACGAGAGUCAGAAACCUCUCUUCAAGAAUGUGGACUUUGGAAUUGACAUGGAGUCUAGGAUUUGCAUAGUAGGACCCAAUGGUGUUGGGAAGAGUACCCUGCUGCUACUGCUCACUGGGAAAUUAAAUCCUACUAAAGGAGAGAUGAGAAAGAAUCAUCGUUUGAAAGUGGGCUUUUUCAACCAGCAGUAUGCUGAUCAGUUGAACAUGGAGGAGACGGCCACAGAGUAUCUGAUGAGGAACUUCAACCUUCCCUACCAGGACGGCAGGAAGUGCCUGGGACGUUUUGGACUGGAGAGCCACGCACACACCAUUCAGAUCUCCAAACUGUCAGGUGGUCAGAAGGCCAGAGUAGUGUUUGCUGAACUUGCCUGUCGUCAGCCUGAUGUUCUGAUCCUGGAUGAACCCACUAAUAAUCUGGACAUUGAGUCCAUUGAUGCUUUAUCAGAGGCCAUCAAUGAAUAUAAAGGAGCUGUGAUCAUUGUGAGUCACGAUGCUCGGCUCAUCACAGAGACUCAGUGCCAGAUGUCGGUGGUGGAGGAUUGUACUAUUAACCAGAUUGAUGGAGACUUUGAUGACUACAAACGGGAAGUAUUGGAGGCCCUAGGAGAGACCAUGAUCAACAAGGUCAACCCAUGAUCCCACAGAGCCACUGUCAGGACACACCACACUGUCCCUCCAUCAUAUGCUACCUGCACUCCAUCUGGACUGGUCGGCAUGUCUCAACAACUGCAAUGUUGUUGUUUUUCUUCUGGACUCUAACAUCUAUAAUGGGUUGGAGUUUAACAGAUAAUGUACUGGAGUGUUAAUUAUAAAAAUCAUUUCUAUAAAUACAGAUCGUGUCUUGAAUAGUGGUCUGUGGUUAAUAUCUUAAAGCCAAACAAUAAAAUAAAUCAAUUUUU